This is a messenger RNA of Penicillium cataractarum, 1785 nucleotides long. RefSeq lists its product as uncharacterized. Bases 1 to 1785 code for a protein of 594 amino acids. The transcript is spliced from 4 exons. Gene Ontology annotation, molecular function: dipeptidyl-peptidase activity. The record is from RefSeq and is a predicted model, not a curated record. Lineage: Eukaryota; Fungi; Ascomycota; Eurotiomycetes; Eurotiales; Aspergillaceae.
AUGCCGAACCAAAUUCGAGAUAUCAGCGAGACCUUCGUGGACGACGAGAACCAAUUGAUCUUCCACAAGAACGUAUCUGUUCCGCUCAAAUGGAAUGGAGGCGUGCUUCGUGUCAAUGUGUACCUACCCAAGGCUGAGGGGAAAUACCCCAGUCUCUUGACUUAUGGGCCCUACGGAAAAGAUAUCUAUUAUGGGGACUUCCAUACAAAGUCCUUCUCCGAGGUGAAUCCCGUGCACAAGUCGAAAUAUUCAGCUUGGGAGACCCCCGAUCCAGUUUACUGGACGAAGCUCGGUUAUGCUGUUGUCCGUGCCGAUGAACAGGGCUUGGGCCAAUCACCCGGUUUACUGGAUACAAUGUCUGCGAGCACUGCCAACAGCUUCUUCGAUCUGAUCGAGUGGACAGCCGUUCAAGACUGGUGCAGCGGUAAAGUUGGGUUGCUAGGUGUGAGCUACUAUGCCGGUAGUCAAUGGCGUGUUGCAGCAAAGCGUCCCAAAGGCCUCGCUGCUAUCAUUCCUCACGAAGGUAUGAGCGAUUACUACCGUGAUCGUUGCAGACACGGUGGAAUUUUAUCAAACAACUUCAUCAACUUCUGGUGGAACCGACAAGUGAUCACCAAUCAGUACGGCCGUCCCAACCGCUCCAAGUCCCGCUGGGGUGAAGACACGAUCGAAGGUGACCUUGACGCCGCCGAACUUGAACAGAAUUGCCGAGACCAGAACGCGGAUAAUGCAGCAAACCCCUUCCUUGACGACGAGUAUCAUGCGUCAAAGGUCUUCCGGUUGGAGGAUAUUGAGGUGCCGCUGCUGAGCGUCGCAAAUUGGGGUGGAAACACCCUUCAUCUGCGAGGCAAUGUUGAGGGAUAUACGUGGGCAGGCUCGAAGCAGAAGUUCCUGCGAUUCAUUGUAGGCCGCCACGAUUUGCCUUUCUACUAUGAUGAGGAAGUGGAGCUGCAGCGCAGCUUUUUGUCGGCCUUCUUGAAGGAUGACGAUUAUGCCGGAUGGAAGACUGGCAAGGUGCCUCCAGUUAGUGUUUGCUUAAGGAAGGGUGAUGUUGGGUUCAAUAAUCCCGAGGGCGAAAAGGGCUUUGCUCGCAGGAAUGAGUCGCAGUGGCCUCUUGCGAGCACUCAGUAUACCAAGUUCUUCCUGACUCCUGAUCUUACUAUGGAUAAGGAUGCACAGGGCAUCAAACCAGCGGAGUCUUCCAUUCUGUCUUAUGAUGCAGGCGAUUCGUCUGCCAAGGGAGUCAAGGUACUCGAAUUCAAGAUGCCGCCUGUUCAGUCAGAGCUCGAGGUGACAGGCCAUGUUCUCGCACACCUAGGUGUCUCGGUUGACAGCUCUGUCUCCCCACCACCCGAGAACUUGGACCUGGAUCUCUUCCUGACCCUUCGUCAUUUUACUGCUGCUGGAAAGGAAGUUCCAUACACUGGAUCGUCCGGUGAUGCUGUCCCUGUCACAAAGGGCUGGCUACGGACCAGCAUGCGCAAGGUGAACCCCGAGAGCCCAUAUCACAGACCCUACCUCCCUCGACGGGAGUAUCGAUCCAUCGAUGUCCAGCCCGUUCAGAGCGGCGUUAUUUAUGAAUGCGAUGUGGAGCUGUGGCCGACUAAUGUCGUCGUUGAAAAGGGAGGCUGGUUGGUGCUGCAAGUCUCAUCGGAGGAUACGGAGCCUGGCGUAGGCCUCUUCAAGCACAACUCUCCUAUCGACCGACCUGCUGCGAAGUUUUCCGGAACUAACAACAUUCACUUCGCCCAUGAGAACUACCUGCUCUUGCCUGUAAUUCCCUGA